Molecule: messenger RNA, 3107 nt
Organism: Wyeomyia smithii (pitcher-plant mosquito)
Lineage: Eukaryota; Metazoa; Arthropoda; Insecta; Diptera; Culicidae
Exons: 2
Coding region: 183-1409 (408 amino acids)
Biological process (GO): DNA replication, removal of RNA primer
Molecular function (GO): RNA-DNA hybrid ribonuclease activity; nucleic acid binding
Source: RefSeq, a predicted model, not a curated record
UUCUCCGGACAAUUAGUGGAUCAUGGUGGGGCGCCCACCCAGGAGACCUUAUAAGGCUUUACCAAACAACGAUAUUGUCGGUGCUUGAGUACGGGUGUUUCUGCUUCCGCUCCGCUGCAAACACCCAUUUAAUCAAGCUGGAACGAUUGCAGUAUCGCUGUUUACGUAUUGCCUUAGGUUGCAUGCAUUCGACCCAUACGAUGAGUUUGGAAGUUUUGGCGGGCGUUCUCCCAUUAAAAGACCGCUUUUGGGAUCUGACUACUCGUAUUCUCAUCAAAUGUGAGGUUUUGAACCCCUUGGUAAUUGAAAAUUUCGAUAGGCUAGUUGAACUUAAUUCUCAAACCCGUUUCAUGACUGUGUAUUUCAAUCACAUGUCUCAAAGUAUAAAUUCUUCCUCAUACACCUCCAAUCGUGUCAACUUAUUAGAUACUUCUGUUUCUACUGUGUUUUUCGAUACAUCCAUGAUGGAAGAAACUCGUGGAAUCCCGGAUCAUUUACGCGUGCAGCAGAUCCCUAAAAUAUUUUAUAACGAAUAUAAAAACAUCAACUGCGACAAUGCGUUUUAUACUGAUGGAUCACUUCUCAACGGGUCCACUGGCUUCGGUAUCUUCAACAAUAAUUUUACCGCCUCCUACAAGCUCGAUAAUCCUGCUUCUGUUUACGUCGCAGAAUUGGCUGCAAUUCAGUAUACCUUAGGGAUUAUUGAAACAAUGCCCACGGACCAUUGCUUCAUCUUUACGGACAGUCUCAGUUCUAUUGAGGCUCUCCGAUCGAUGAAGAAUGUAAGGCACUCUCUGUAUUUCCUGGGGAAAAUACGGGAACAUCUGAGUGCUUUAUCCGAAAAAUCUUCUCAGAUUACCUUAGUGUGGGUCCCUUCUCAUUGUUCCAUUCUGGGCAAUGAGAAAGCGGACACUUUGGCUAAGGUGGGCGCAACAAACGGUGAUAUUUACAACAGACCAAUUGCCUACAAUGAAUUUUUAAAAUUUUCACGUCAGAAUACACUUGUCAACUGGCAGGCCUCGUGGGAUAAGGGAGAACUAGGAAGGUGGCUACACAGCAUCAUCCCCAAGGUUUCCACCAAACCUUGGUUUCGAGGAUUGGAUGUAGGACGAGAUUUCAUUCGCAUGAUGUCUCGGAUUAUGUCCAAUCACUACGGGCUAGAUGCACAUCUCUUGCGUAUUGGGCUGGCGAGCAGUAAUCAUUGCGUUUGUGGAUUGCGGUAUCAAGACAUUGAACACGUGGUUUGGGUGUGUGCUGAAUUCUGCGGCGCCAGAUCUCUACUUUUGGAUACCCUCAGGGCCCGAGGAAUACAGCCCUAUGUGCCAGUUCGUGAUAUUCUCGCUCAGCGAAACUUGCCAUACAUGCUACAUGUUUAUAGCUACUGGAAGAGCAUCAAGGUGCCAAUUUAACAGCGAAACAAAAAAAAAAAACAUGUUAGUUUUAGUAUUAGAUAUAGUUUCAGCUCGUAGUCGGCAGCGAGGGUAAAGAAUUUGCCUUUAGCUUAUAAGAUAUUUUAGACCAUAAGGCAUUAGAUUUAAUUGGCUCCGUAAAACAUUAAUUUGUAUUGUGCCGUGUCAAAUAAAUGUUGUGUGAACAAAAGAAAAAAACAUCAAUAUUUUAGAACCCAAAGAGUGAAUAUACCUUUUUGGAUUUAAGCAUUCAUGUAAAUCUAUUUUUACAAAUAAUAAGUUUAAAUGAGAAAGGCUGAGUCUGACCGCUAGGUGGAAUAAUUUAGGUUUUUGAACUUUCGUCUACUUCAAUUUUCUUCGACUGUCUUUCUUGAUGGCUAUCUUCCGACUAUCUCUUCUCGAUCUGUCACCUUCCCGAUCUUGUCCUCUCUCUCUCUCUCUCUCUCUCUCGCUUGUCCUCUCUCUCUCACUCUCCUAUCUCCAUACCGGAUACCAAAUUUUCGUGCAGUUGCACAAGUGGUAUAAACUUUUCCCUGGAUCAUUUUAAGGGAUGGGUUAUUUUAGUGCGGACUUUUUGCCGUCUUUUAUCGUUGCGGUCUUUCCGUUACAAAUAUAUAUGUAUAUUUCGGGGUUAUUACCGUUUAAGGAGUGAGGCUGUCCUUUCCCUGGGCUAUGUUUUACGGAGGCUUUAGUGCCUUCGUGCUAAGCCCCAACACCUGGUCUGGAUGUUCCGGGGUGGACACGAAAGGUCUCUUUAAAGGGCCCAGGGGUUGCAUUUUAGACAGUGCCCCCUCACUUCCUCAAACGGUAACGUUCACAUCGAAUAUUUUUCGCAAUUUUUCGAAGCCUAAUCAUCGGUUGGAAAUGGUUUACGGGUUAGUAAACUUACACUAUGUUAAACAAAAAUACAAAAUGAUUCAGCAAACAAAAAUAAACUUACAACAAUUAACAGAAAAGAGCCAGAAAACAAAAAAACUACUUUACUUAACCUAACUUACAUACUAAAAUUAAACCUCUAACAUUUAAUUUUACAAAAACCCACACCAAAACGUCUCACAAUCGUUACCGUUUCAUUUUAGCCAAAUAUCCGGUAACAAUCCAUAUAAUCGAAAACUACCGAACCGAUUGACGCGAAAAUUUGUAUGUAGGGGUUUUUGGUGCCAAUAAAGGUUCCUAUGAUAGUUUGAGACCCCUCUCUCUUCUGGAAGGAGGGGGGGGGGCCACACAAAUGAAACAUAAAUUUCUGCACAGCUCGAGAACUAAUCAACUAACUGGAACCAAAUUUGGCAGGUAACAAAUAUGUCCAUAAUGGUUUGACGCCCCUCGCUCUUCUGGAAGCACAUGUUUCUGCACGAAUUUCUGCACAUCUCGCGAACUAAUCAACUUAAUGGAACCAUAUUUGGCAGGUGAAUGUUUUUAGUGGUAACAAAUAUGUUCCCUAAUCGACCUCAGGCAGAAUUUUGGAUUGUAAGAUGGCAACUUCCGGUUUCUGGAAAACAGCCAAAAAUUGCCGAUUUCCACCCAAUAUAAUAAUAUCCGGAACUGGAAUGAUACACAGGAGCUGAAAUCGACCACAGAUACCAUUUUGAAUUCUAAGAUGGCGACUUCCGGUUUCUAAGAAACAGCUGUAAAUGACCAAAUACCACCUAAUAUGAGCGUUUUUUUUAACCAGUAUGACGUUCAAAAUCCAGAAAUUGU